Vigna radiata var. radiata (mung bean) is the source of this 2320-nucleotide messenger RNA. RefSeq lists its product as uncharacterized. The transcript is spliced from 12 exons. Lineage: Eukaryota; Viridiplantae; Streptophyta; Magnoliopsida; Fabales; Fabaceae. The record is from RefSeq and is a predicted model, not a curated record. Bases 141 to 2006 code for a protein of 621 amino acids.
AUUUAUUAAUUAAUAACAAAUUAUGAAUAGGUAUCUAGAUUCUUCCACUUGGUGUGAUAUGCUCAGCGCACACGUCCAUCUUCCUGUCCUAUAAUUUUCAUUCAUCUUUCCUAAAAUUUUCACUACGCGCCAGAUUAAAUAUGCAACCUCAAUCGAGCCUGCUUAACGUCUCUGUUACAUGGAGGGGAAAGAAAUUUGUUGUAGAGAUGAAUAUAGGGGCCAAUGUUAAGGAUCUAGGACAGGAAUUGCAAAAGUUAACUAAUAUCAAUGAAGAUACGAUGCGGUUCAUUAUUCCACAAAUAUCUGGUAGAGCGUCAAAACUGCUGGCUCCAUUUUCAGCGGAGCAUGCAGUUUUAAGUCUGGAGGAAGCUUCAAUUACUGAGGCCAAGUCAAUUAUCAUGAUGGGUGUGUCAACAAAUGAGGUUGAAGAGGUUCUUCAAAGUUCAAAAACAGAUUUAAGAAUAGCUGGAUUUGAGGAUGAAGAGAAGAGAAUGAAACAGAGAAUUUCACAUGAACCUCAUAUUUCAUUGAAACUCCCACAAGGGCAGUAUAUAUUUUGUGAAUUUCGCACACUUCAAAUUCCAGGAUUAGAGUUGAAUCCUCCAGCUGCUGAAGCACUUAAAAGAAUGCACAUGCUUGCUGCAGAUCCUGGAAUUGUUGCUGUCAUGAACAAGCAUCGAUGGCGUGUUGGAAUUAUGACUGAGAUGGCUCCUGUUGGUUAUGUUGGUGUGGACCCAAAAUGUAUUCUUGGUUUUAACAAGAACCAUGGAGAGGAAAUAUCACUGCGCCUAAGGACUGAUGACCUCAAAGGUUUCAGGAAAUAUGAAAGCAUCAAGAAAACUCUACUGCAUGAACUUGCACACAUGGUAUACUCUGAACAUGAUGCGAACUUUUAUGCUCUGGAUAAGCAGUUAAAUCAAGAAGCAUCUAGUUUAGAUUGGACUAGAUCUGCAAGCCACACUUUGAGUGGAGUAAGGAAUACUUCAACCUAUGAAGAUGACAUUAUAGCUGACAAAAGCAGUAUUCCUCAAAAGCUUGGUGGUAACAGGACAGAUCAGCUAAUAAGUGCACGUGAAUCUUCUGUUGCUGCUGCUUACCAUCGAUUGGCUAAUGUUUCUCCAAACAAGCUGGGAGGGUCUGAAUUAAAUCAAGAGCUGGAUCCUGGUUAUUCUAGUCAUAGUUUGAGUGAAAAAAAAUCUGAUUGUAUGAUAUCUGCCUCCAAAGAAAUCAAAGAUAUUGAAAUGGCUGUCACUAAUAACAAAGAAUAUAGAGGUGAGCCGGACCCUGAUGAUCAUAUUAUCAAUGGAAUGAAUCACGAGCCUGAUCCAGAUGAUUCUCAUCACGGUAAAGUUGUUGAUUAUGAUGUUAGUUCAGGAAUAGCUGAUAGAAAGAUUUCUGAACAACCUAAUGAUUUUGGUGUAAGGCAAGUUUUGUAUUCUGAGACAAGUACUGGUAAUAUGGUAGCAUCAUACACAUACAUUUCCAAUCAGGAUACUUCAGAAGCAUCUACGGAAUCCAUUGCUCCAAUUAUAGAAAUAAAUCUGAUGGCAGAAACUGUUCCCAAUGAUGUUGUUCCCACACCAGAAUUGUCUACAUUGCAAACUAAUGAGCCUGAUCCUGAUGAUCAAGAAUUUCAGAGAAUAAAUGAUACCUCAACUGCUGUUUGUAACCGUUUGUUGAAGGCUGUGGAAAUGCUAAGACGUGAAGUUAGUGCAAUGCAAGCCACUUCGAUCCUUCACACUCUCCUGAAAAUAAUUAGGAAUGUGAUUGAACACCCUUUAGUGGAAAAGUACAAGAGAUUGCGGAAGGCUAAUCCAAUCAUUGAGAGGAACAUUCUAAAUAAUAAAGCUGCCUUGGAAAUUCUAUUUCUGGUCGGCUUCAGCGAAGAUGUUAUGUUUGAUAAUCUUGGGAAGGAAGAUGCUUACUUGGUGUUAAAGCGGAAUGAUCCUGGCUUAUUAUGGCUUGCUAAGUCAACCCUUGAAUCAAGCACAGACUUACCUUGCUAGCCCAGAAAACGGUUCUGAAAGGCAAAGCAAAAUUGUACGUCAAAGCAUCUUACAAGAUUUCCAUUGUAUGAUGAGUUUGUAAAGUUUGUCAGUUUCUCUAUUUAUAGUCACUAUCCAAUAGAUAAAAUUGAAAACACAGAAACAUAAGGAGAAGGAAGAACUACAUUUGAAGUUCAAACGGAAACCUGGUACUCUCUAUCGGUGGUAAUAUUCGAGUUGUUCAUUGCACAACGUUAGAUGUCAUUUUGUUGUAUUUUAUUGAAUGUAUAUACAUUUCAUGAAUAAAGGGAAAUCCAUUUAGUGUUGUUUGUUUA